Molecule: messenger RNA, 930 nt
Organism: Prinia subflava (tawny-flanked prinia)
Lineage: Eukaryota; Metazoa; Chordata; Aves; Passeriformes; Cisticolidae
Gene: MYL1
Product: myosin light chain 1
Exons: 6
Coding region: 334-906 (190 amino acids)
Cellular component (GO): contractile muscle fiber; myosin II complex
Molecular function (GO): calcium ion binding
Source: RefSeq, a predicted model, not a curated record
UUAAAGAGGAAAAAAAUCCCUUGAUCUCAUGAAGCCCUGUACUCUUAUAUUCCAUUUAUAGCUCUAGCUAGAAUGACAUCCCCCUUGAUUAUCAGGCUGUCCAAUCCAGCUGCAUGUGUCAGGACUGUAUGAGGCACUAAGUGAAAUAUAUAUAUGCCCUUACAGGGUUUAGCACGUCGGGUCCACCUCCAGGGUACAGGCUGUAGCUCAUUCUGACCACUGCUCCUCUCCCAGGAAUCACUGCUCAGUGGUUUUUGCUUGGUGGUUUGUUGGUUGUUUUUUUUUUUAAACUUUUUUUAGGGCACUUUUACUUUCCAGUUGAAGCAACACAAAAUGGCACCAAAGAAGGACGUAAAGAAGCCGGCGGCAGCUGCGGCCCCAGCGCCGGCGCCGGCGCCAGCCCCCGCGCCAGCCAAGCCCAAAGAGCCCGCCAUCGACCUCAAGAGCAUCAAGAUCGAGUUCUCCAAGGAGCAACAGGAUGACUUCAAGGAGGCCUUCCUCCUCUUUGACAGGACUGGUGAUGCCAAGAUCACCCUCAGCCAGGUUGGCGAUAUCAUCCGGGCGCUGGGGCAGAACCCCACAAACGCAGAGGUCAACAAAAUCCUGGGAAACCCCAGCAAAGAGGAGAUGAAUGCCAAGAAGAUUACUUUUGAGGAGUUCCUGCCCAUGCUGCAAGCAGCUGCCAACAACAAGGACCAGGGCACCUUUGAAGACUUUGUUGAAGGCCUGCGUGUCUUUGACAAGGAAGGCAACGGCACAGUCAUGGGCGCUGAGCUCCGCCACGUGCUGGCUACCCUGGGUGAGAAGAUGACAGAGGAAGAAGUAGACGAACUCAUGAAAGGUCAGGAGGACUCAAAUGGCUGCAUCAACUAUGAGGCAUUUGUAAAGCACAUCCUGUCUGUCUAAGAGGAAUUCCCCAGGUACCACACG